Molecule: messenger RNA, 5144 nt
Organism: Brassica napus (rape)
Lineage: Eukaryota; Viridiplantae; Streptophyta; Magnoliopsida; Brassicales; Brassicaceae
Product: eukaryotic translation initiation factor 4G
Exons: 9
Coding region: 155-5002 (1615 amino acids)
Cellular component (GO): eukaryotic translation initiation factor 4F complex
Molecular function (GO): protein binding; mRNA binding; translation initiation factor activity
Source: RefSeq, a predicted model, not a curated record
UUUGUUUCCCCUUCAUCUCUUUCUAUUUUCUUGUUCCUAAAAUCAAGUCCGUCCAAUAAAACCCUAAUUUUAUCUCCCUCACCAUCGUUUCACUCCAUCACAUAGCUUUAGGAUUAGCUUCGAAAAAAACUGCGACGAUUAGGGUUUGCUCGAGAUGUCCUACAACCAAUCACGGCCCACCGAUAAUCAACAAUAUCGGCCAACUGGGCGAUCCGCCGGCUACCAACAGCAACAGCAACAGCCGCACCGAUCUUCCGCCGCCGGUUACGGUAGGGGAGCCGGAGCCGGCGCCAGACCUGCUCCCGCCUCUUCCGCUACUGUCGAUCCCUCUAAUCGCAGUUUCAAGAAGCCUCAAGGAGGGCAGCAUCAGCCUAGGGUGAAUCUGCCCCCUGUGAAUCACUCAGUUUCUAACAAUCACAACGGUCCCAAUGUACAAUCUCGCUCUCAAGGAGCGUCUGGUGAACCGGUGGCCAAUUCAACCAGUGGAGCUAUUCCAAAGGCUCCUACUUCGCAGUCUCCUGCUGUGAAUUCCAAGAUCAACGAGGCUCAGAACACUGUUAAAGUCUCUGGAGACCCUUCUAAAGCGUUUGCUUUCCAGUUCGGGUCACUUGGUCCUGAUUUGAUGAAGAUUCCUGCUCGAACUAGCUCAGCACCUCCUAAUAUGGAUGAGCAGAAACGUGCACAGAUGCAGCAAGCUUCUUUAAAAGCAGCACCGAACGUGCCAGCUUCUGUACCUAAAAAUAACUCGCCAAAUAAGGCUGCAGAUAAUCAAGUGAUGCGGAAAGAGGGGCGCAAUCCAUCAAGUGAUAAAGCAGAUGUGCAAGUCCAUCAUAUGUCCCCUCUAAGCCAAACGCAGAAGUCUCCAAUUACGCAUAUCCGGAUGCCUUCGGUCCAGACGCCUUAUCAGCAGCAUCCGCAGGUUCCUCACCCUGUGCAUUUCGGUGCCCCGCCGAAUAUGCACAUGCAGCCUCCCAAUGUGGCGCCAACCUCAUUUCAGAUGCCAAUGCCUAUGGGAUUACCUAUGGGAAACACACCUCAGAUCCAGCAGCAAGUGUUUUUUCAAGGUCUCCCAUCGCACCCCAUGCACCAUCAGGGUAUGAUGCAUCAGGCGCAGGGACAUGGUUUUGCGGGCCCCAUGGGUGCUCAGAUUCAUCCUCAGAUGGGCCACGUGGGUGUGGGUAUGAGCCCGCAAUAUCCCCAGCAGCAAGGAGGGAAAUAUGGUGGGGGACGUAAGACAACACCCGUUAAGAUUACACAUCCCGACACGCAUGAAGAGCUGAGACUUGGUGGACGCGGUGACCCGCAUCAAGAUGGCCAACCACAAGGUCCUAAAUCGCAUCCUAACACACCUCCCAGAUCACAUCCAGUGUCAGCAUUUGCUCCACGACCACUUAAUGUUAUUCAAACCUCUUUUAGCUCCAGUCCCAUGAUGUAUCCUCCAGUUUCUGUACCCUUCAACAGUGGUCCAAUGUCAUCCGCUCAGGCACCAAGAUUUCAAUUUUCAGUUAGUGAUGGGUCUCAGAGGGUACAGUUUACCAAACAAUCUGCUCCACAUGUUUCAUCUGAUUCUUCAUCUGUGAAAGCACAUGUGACGUCAUCUGCUCUGCCUGCACCUGGGAGGGUAACAGUGAAGCAAGCUGCUACUUCUGAAGAAACUAACGUUGCUCUGUCUCAAAAGAAGGCCGAGACAGGUUCAUUGGACUCUUUACAGCAGCCGAAACCUGGCUCUGUUUCCGCAUUAUCAAACUCGUCUGCUCCACCAGCAAAGGCACCUGUGGAGACGGUUACAGUUGCAACAAAUUCAGUUGAAGAUCAAACACAGACGUGUAAGGUGGAACCCUCUCAUAAUGCAACUGAGGUUCAUGGACAGACUCAGGUAUCUGAUCUCGAAACAAAAGCCAUUAUUGCUAAGGAAAAUUCACCACUUCCAGCUACCAAUGGGGUUGAGAAGCAAAACGUUCCCGCUUCUGACUUACCAGAUACAAAAAUUGACAAAACUGCGGAAGACCUAAACUGUGAUGAGCGGACUAUUUCAGGAAAGCAGGUUGAAGAGUCUCUAAUUUCUGAUGAGAAACUCGAAUCAGUAUCAGGCGUGCUUGAGAAGGCGCAGAAUGAGGUGGAUGGUGCCACAGACAUUAGUUCCGACUCUGAGAAAGUAGCAGCUAAAGUUGCCGAUGAUACAACCUCCGAGCUUCCACAUUCUACUCAUACUCAGUCAUCUACGGUUCCUGUUGGACAUUCUAGUAAUAGUUUGACAUCUACCCCAGCUUCUCUUUCCAAGGAUAAACCUGCUUUUGAAUCGAACAUAAGAAGAACUACUUCUACCAAAGGAAAGAAGAAAAUAAAAGAAAUUCUUCAGAAAGCAGAUGCUGCGGGGACAACUUCUGAUCUCUAUAUGGCUUAUAAAGGGCCUGAGGAGAAGAAAGAGAUUGCUAUGCCUUCGGAGAGCUCUGAUUUUUCAAACGAGAAGCUGGCACCUGCCAUAGAUGUUGUUGAGGCCAGCGUGGAUGCUGAACCAGUGAAAAAUGAACCAGAAAACUGGGAAGAUGCAGCUGAUGUUUCCACACCAAAGCUUGAAAGUGUGCAGGGAAAUCCAGGUUCCGCAGAUGAGGUCAGAGACAGCUGCAGUAAUACGGAAAAGAAAUACUCCCGCGAUUUCCUCCUUAAGUUUGCAGACAUGUUUACUGCUCUUCCUGAGGGCUUUGACGUUUCGCCUGAUAUUGCUAACUCUUUGAUAUUUGCUAAUACGGGUGCGCCUCAUCAUGAACAUGGAAAGGUUAUGGAUCGGCAAGGUAGUAGUGGUCGACGUCCCAUCAAUAUGGUUGAUGAUAGGUGGGCGAAGAAUCAGGGUUCUCUUCCCUCAGGACAUGGAGGUAACUCAGGUUUCCGAACUGGUCAAGGAGGAAACUCAGGAGUUCUAAGAAACCCUCGUAUGCAGCAGGGACCGAUUAUGUCUAGACCGAUGCAACCUGUGGGUCCGAUGGGCAGAAACGACUUAGACAGGUGGCAACGAGGUUCAAAUUUCCAACAGAAAGGGCUUUUUCCUUCUCCGCAUACUCCUAUGCAGGUGAUGCACAGAGCUGAGAGAAAAUACCAAGUUGGUACUGUUACAGAUGAAGAACAGGCAAAGCAAAGGCAGUUAAAGGGCAUCUUGAACAAGCUGACUCCACAAAACUUUGAGAAGCUGUUUGAGCAAGUUAAAGGUGUCAAUAUUGACAACGUUGUUACGCUUAAUGGUGUCAUCUCACAGAUAUUUGACAAGGCUUUGAUGGAGCCUACCUUCUGUGAGAUGUAUGCAGAUUUCUGUGUACAUUUGUCUGGGGCGUUACCUGAAUUAAAUGAGGACGGUGAGAAGGUUACCUUCAAAAGAUUGCUACUCAAUAAGUGUCAGGAGGAAUUUGAGAGAGGAGAGAAAGAAGAGGAAGAAGCCAGUAGAGUUGCUGAAGAAGGACAAGUAGAACAAACUGAGGAGGAGAGGGAAGAGAAGAGACUCAAAGUGCGUAGGAGAAUGCUCGGUAAUAUUAGACUUAUUGGUGAGUUAUACAAGAAGAGGAUGUUGACUGAGAAGAUCAUGCACGCAUGCAUCCAAAAACUGCUCGGGUAUGAACAGGAUCCACAUGAAGAGAACAUUGAAGCUCUGUGUAAACUAAUGAGUACGAUAGGAGUUAUGAUCGAUCAUAGCAAAGCUAAGGCUUAUAUAGAUGGAUAUUUUGAUAGAAUGAAGAUGCUAUCAGGCAAAGAAGAAUUGUCUUCUAGGGUGAGGUUCAUGUUGAUUAAUGCCAUCGAUCUGAGAAAGAAUAAAUGGCAGGAGAGAAUGAAGGUUGAAGGGCCAAAGAAAAUAGAGGAAGUGCAUAGAGAUGCUGCACAAGAACGCCAAACUCAAGCUAAGAGGCUAUCACGUGGACCCUCAAUGAAUGUGUCAGGAAGAAGAGGGCAUAUGGAGUAUAGUCCUAGGGGAGGAGGAGGAGGAAUGCUGUCACCUCCGAGUGCCCAAAUGGGUGGUUAUCAUGGACCAUCCCAAGGUCGUGGCUAUAAUAAUAAUAACCAGGACAUUAGAUUUGAUGAAAGGUCAGCCUAUGAGCCUAGGAUGGUUCCAAUGUCUCAAAGGUCAGUUGGUGAGGAGCCUAUUACCUUGGGCCCUCAAGGUGGUCUUGGUCAAGGAAUGUCGUUUAGGAAGCCUGCAGUAGUGUCAAAUACUAUGCAGUCUGAUCCUAGGCGACCAGCUGGAGGUUUGAAUGGUGUUGGCUCACAAAGACCUGCAAGUCCUGUUACUCACGGACGGUCAAGUCCUCAAGAGCGGGGAUCAACUUAUGUGCACAGGGAGUUUUCUCGUGCUUCUGAUCCGUCAUCAGAAGUGUCAUCUGCUAGGCAAGUACAGCAAGGACCAUCGUCAGCAGUAGACAGCCCUCGAGAAAAUUUGCUGUCCGAGGAACGAUUACAAGAUAUGUCCUUGUCUGCCAUUAAGGAAUAUUACAGUGCACGAGAUGAGAAGGAGAUUGGUUUAUGCAUGAAAGACAUAAAUUCACCAGCUUUCCACCCAACAAUGAUUUCUCUGUGGGUUACUGAUUCUUUCGAGAGAAAAGACAAAGAAAGAGAUCUCUUGGCCAAGCUCCUUGUUAACCUUGUGAAAUCUGCUGACAACGUCUUAACCGAAGCCCAACUAGUGAAAGGGUUUGAAACUGUUUUGACGACCCUGGAGGAUGCUGUGAAUGAUGCUCCAAAAGCAGCAGAGUUUCUAGGCAAAAUCUUUGGUAAAAGUGUGACAGAGAAAGUAGUGACAUUGGCAGAGAUUGGUCGGUUAAUACGUGAAGGAGGAGAAGAACCAGGAAGUCUGAUGGAGUUUGGGUUAGGAGGUGAUGUUCUUGGGAGUGUUUUGGAGACGAUAAAGUCAGAAGCAGGAGAAGAAGCUUUUGUUGAGAUUCACAGGAGCUCAGGUCUGAGGAUUGAAGAUUUCAAACCUCCUGCACCUAACCGGUCUAAGAUUUUAGAUAAAUUUACUUAGGCAUCCAAAAAAUGUAUGGAACCAUCUUUUGACGGUUCUGUUUCUCUGUCUCUCUUUUUUUUUUUCAAGUGCUUCAACAAACUAAUCUGUUAAAAAAGGAGUUUCUCUAUUUUAUUUAUUAUAAUAGCAAAACCUUCCAAAA